Messenger RNA from Ipomoea nil (Japanese morning glory), 894 nucleotides. RefSeq lists its product as uncharacterized. The transcript is spliced from 2 exons. The record is from RefSeq and is a predicted model, not a curated record. NCBI's taxonomy places the organism in Eukaryota, Viridiplantae, Streptophyta, Magnoliopsida, Solanales, Convolvulaceae. Bases 1 to 894 code for a protein of 297 amino acids.
AUGACCUUCGUCGCGGUAGCGUCGUCUGUGAGCUGUGGCUAUGGAACUAUAGUCCGUGGAAGACGAAGCGUGGCUGUGUGGAGUGUGGAGUGUGGAGUGUGGAGUGCGGAGAGUCUAGACAUGGAGCGGAGAAGCCGAGAAGCAGGACAGGAUCAAAUCAUAGUUGGUGUUCUCUUAGGAAGUUGCUCGGAGACCAUUCAACCUCUAAUCUCCUCAGUUGAAACUGCUUCUGAAGCUUGGUCACGGCUCUCGACUAGCUAUGCUAGUGACUCACAUGGACGUAUUAUCUAUCUCAAAUCCAAGUUAACCAACAAUCCAAAAGGAAAUAGAACCAUUGCAGAAUAUUUAAGUGACAUGCGCAAGAUUUCGGAUGCCUUAGCAGCUGCUCAAAGCCCAGUCAGUGAGAAUGAUCUUAUUACUUAUGUUCUCAACCAGUUAGGAGAUGAUUAUGGGUCUAUUGUUCCAGCCAUCAGAGUGCAAAAGUCAGGACUUACCUAUGGUGAUCUCAACAACAUUCUUUCUGAUCAUGAACGUGCGCUUAAGCAAUUCGAAGAGCAACGUCAAUCAUUGUUGGUGGCUGCUAAUGUCACACAAAAGCAUAAUUCAUCAACCUACAACCGUGAUGCCAUGCAAAAUAAUCGUGAUACAUCGCAAAAUCGUGGUCAAGGGAAUUACAGAUACAAGCGUGGAAAUGGAAACAGAUCCAAUAAUGGAGGUUAUCGCCAAAAUUUAAUUUGUUGCUUUUGUAAUUUUCAGGGCCAUGAAACUAAAUUCUGUAGGAAGCUUGCGAGAUUCCUUCGUGACCACAAUGUGUUCGAGGCUCCUCAAUCUCAAACUUAUGCCUCGGGACCUUCUAUCAAUUCUUCUGUAAGUGGUACGCCACCAACUCAGUAA